This is a messenger RNA of Blumeria graminis f. sp. triticale, 363 nucleotides long. NCBI's taxonomy places the organism in Eukaryota, Fungi, Ascomycota, Leotiomycetes, Helotiales, Erysiphaceae. The record is from the annotation of a GenBank genome assembly.
UUGUCCUCAGCCUCGGCCGGCAAACUCGGUUGUAACCAAUCAAUCUCUUCUUCACCAUCACCCCCAGCCAACGCAGCUGCCGCCUCUGGUCGACAGUCCUCAAUGCCUCCUGGUGGUCCUAAAGCAGCUAUCCGGCGACGCGCCGCGGCGGAUCAAAGAGAUAAAGUAGCAAAUGCACGUCCUUCGAGUACAAGAGCUGCUGGUGCCGGUGGAAGUUCGAGUACAAUGUUGAGGCUCUACACAGAUGAAUCGCCAGGAUUAAAAGUUGAUCCAGUCGUGGUAUUGGUUCUAUCUUUAGUUUUCAUUUUCAGUGUUGUAUCAUUACAUGUUAUCGCGAAGGUUACAAGGAAAUUUUCCAGUUAG